Molecule: messenger RNA, 1606 nt
Organism: Thlaspi arvense
Lineage: Eukaryota; Viridiplantae; Streptophyta; Magnoliopsida; Brassicales; Brassicaceae
Source: the annotation of a GenBank genome assembly
AUGAGAGGAGAAUACCUUUCUUUACUACUGCUCAUUGUCUUGGCCUCUAAUGAAGUUCUAGCCAAGAGCAACACUUCCACACCCAUAUUAAAAAGAAGUGAUUUUCCUAAAGAUUUCAUUUUUGGGUCUGCAACCUCUGCUUACCAGGUCGAAGGAGCUGCUCAUGAAGAUGGUAGAGGACCAAGUAUCUGGGAUACCUACUCUGAAAAAUACCCAGGGAAUAUAAAGGAUGGUAACAAUGGGUCUGUUGCGGAUAACUCUUACCAUCUUUACAAGGAAGAUGUGGCUUUAUUGCAUCAAAUUGGGUUCAAUGCUUACAGAUUCUCUAUCUCGUGGUCAAGAAUAUUGCCUCGUGGGAAUCUAAAAGGAGGAAUCAACCAGGCUGGUAUUGACUAUUACAACAACUUGAUCAAUGAGCUUCUGUCCAAAGGAAUUAAGCCUUUUGCUACCAUUUUCCAUUGGGAUACACCACAAGGCCUUGAAGAUGCUUACGGUGGAUUCCGUGGCGCAGAGAUUGUGAACGAUUUCCGCGAUUAUGCCGAUAUUUGUUUCAAGAAUUUUGGAGAUAGAGUGAAACAUUGGAUGACAUUGAACGAGCCAUUGACAGUGGUGCAACAAGGAUAUGUUGCCGGUGUAAUGGCUCCAGGAAGAUGCUCCAAAUUCACAAACCCUAAUUGCACCGCUGGAGAUGGAGGCACCGAGCCUUAUAUCGUCGGUCACAACCUCAUACUUUCUCACGGAGCCGCCGUCAAAGCAUCUCAAAAAGGUCAAGUUGGUAUCGCGUUGAACGCGGGAUGGAACUUGCCCUAUACAGAAUCGGCCGAAGAUAGGUUAGCCGCGGCACGAGCCAUGGCCUUCACAUUUGACUACUUCAUGGAGCCACUUGUGACGGGUAAAUACCCAGUCGACAUGGUUAACAACGUAAAAGGAGGUCGCUUGCCUACAUUCACUGCACAACAAUCUAAGAUGCUUAAGGGCUCAUAUGAUUUCAUCGGCAUCAAUUAUUACUCUUCCUCUUACGCAAAGGAUGUCCCUUGCUCCACCAAAGAUGUUACAAUGUUCUCUGAUCCUUGUGCCAGCGUCACAGGUGAAAGAGAAGGAGUUCCCAUUGGUCCAAAGGCUGCGUCGGAUUGGCUUUUAAUAUAUCCAAAGGGUAUUCGUGAUCUUGUCCUUUAUGCAAAAUACAAGUUCAAAGACCCUGUCAUGUACAUAACCGAAAACGGGAGAGAUGAAGCUAGUACCGGUAAAAUCUUCCUUAAAGACGGAGAUAGAAUCGAUUACUACGCUCGACAUCUCGAGAUGGUUAAAGACGCAAUCUCGGUUGGAGCCAAUGUGAAGGGUUUUUUCGCGUGGUCGUUGUUAGACAACUUCGAAUGGUCAAUGGGAUACACGGUUCGGUUCGGCCUGGUUUACGUAGAUUUCAACGAUGGAUGUAAGAGAUACCCGAAGAAAUCGGCUAUGUGGUUCAAACAGUUGUUGAAUCCAAACAAAAGCAAUUGAUGAAAACUUUAUCAUUCCGUUUUAUUAAUAUCUCCGUUACUCUGAGAAAGUAUUACUAUUCCGUUUUAUUAAUAUCCCCGUUAUUAAGAAAACUAAGUCUCAAACA